AUGCAUCUUCGAAUACUCCUCACACUUCUCAUUCUCACCUACUCCACGGCAGCAUCGGGAUGCUCCAAACUCGGCAAGGAUACCGCCCGAUGCGAUUCCUUGCUUUCGUUCAAUGGUACCGCCAGAACAAUUGUGGUCUCGAAUUGUUCUGACUUGAUCGCUUUUGACAAAUCUUCUGACUUUGGGCCAUGGCACGCAGUCGUCAACGUCACCUUCAAUUGUACGGUGACCACUUUCCCAUGGAGAUUUGCGGACGUUUUCCCCAACGUUCGGUUCAUCAACCUUCCCAAAUGCACCCUCACCAGUUUUGCGUGGCAGAGCGUGUACGCCGAACCGCUAAGAAUCCUCGACCUCAGCAAUUGCCCUAUGGAAUGCACUUGCGCAAAUCAAUGGAUGCGCGCUGAUGGAGCUUUCGGAAAAGUCAGAGCGCCAAAGACAUUGCGGAACUGUUUGCCAAGCUGUGUUCAACCAAGGCUCAAAAUCAACGAAACGGUUAUCACUAAGAAAGCGGGAGAGAAUGUGACAAUCCACGUGGACAUCCAAGGAAUCCCGCUGAACCGGAGCAUAGCAAAGUGAGUGCUGAUCUUGGCAGUUUCAGAUCGUGAUCAUUCACGCCGUUUGAUAUAAUUACUUCGCGUACACUUAUAGAUCAUUCCUCACUAACUCGAUCGUAGUAAUCAUUUUACGUUCAAGAACUUCCAGAAACGUUCAAAAUCACAGUUUCUAUUCUUGAGUUCAAUAAGAUCCCAGUGUCUCUUUUUGCACCGUCCACCGGCGUUCAUUUCUGUUAUUCUCACUCUCUUGCUGAUUGGCGAGAGCCUCUUUGCUAAAACGGGGCCGCCGGUCGUGUAUGAUGCGACGAUAAGAUCACGUUAGAGCAAAUAACAAAUUUUUGCGGUGCGCAUAAUUGCGGAACUUUCUUCUUCCUGUUUUCCGGCUUCUAGAAGCUUGUGAUCUUGAAAUGUUGAACCGAUUACCUGUCAACAAUGUUCCACAACCUACAAUUAGCGAACACAAAUUCACCUGUCCUCGUGGCUCUUCAUAUUUUGAAGCGCACGUUGGUGCGAGAGGUUAAAAAUAAGCGGGGAGCGUUGAAACUCGGCGAGGAUUAUUCAAAAGUUUAGCUGACGUUUGCAGGGGAUCAGGAAGAUUAUGAAGCUGGCCGAAAAAUAUGAUUUAUUUUAGGCCGUAUUUCGACAGGGCUUUCAUGAAAAGCCCACACAACUACACGGAGAUUAUCACGCCGACCAGUGCCGAAUUGACCAUUUCCAAUCUGACCUACGAGGAUAUCGGCAUUAUUUCCGUCCGCUGUUGGCAAUGCGCCGAUUAUUUGUCGGCCAAAGUUGAGGUAAGCAAUCAAAAGACCCAAAUUCGAUUACCUGGCCGAGAAGGUUGAUUCGAUUGUUGCCCUCUAACAUUCCUAAUUGGCCCGUUUGUUGUGCAUGUGCUCUAUUCGAUUCUCGUGGCUGAUCAGCGAAGUGUGCAUCAUGGCGCGUCGUGAAGAUUUCAAAAAUAAUGUGUAAGAUAGUGUGUGCGCAUAAACAAUAUUUUUUGUUGCUUAUUCUCACGGCCGAAUGCAUUUCGUCUCUUCUCGGAUAAAGCGCAUCAAGUUCCCAUAUUUAAAUUAGAUCUCCUCCUCUUGCACGCAUGUCGCCGCACUUUCGGAAUUCAUAAACAGCGGAAAGGGGGUGAAAGAAAGAGCAGGAUGUUGUUCAGAGCGGAAAGAAAGUUGUAGAUCUUAAAGAGAACCAAUUAAAAUUUGUGUUAAUGAAUAGAAUCGAAUUGAAAAGAAACGGAAUCGGAAAAGAAAACGGAAAAACCGGCACAAACAAUAUUGAUGAUGAGGUGAUGCAAUGAGUUAUCCGGAUUUCUAAUUUUGCAGCUUCGUGUGAAUCUUCCGCUAAAAGUGGAGUUUGUAGAGAAGACGAAGGGUGACACGGACUUCCUGGUUGUACAGGGACAUCCCAUCGAGAACAUCACUUUGACAAUAACCAGGGUAGAAAAAUACUCGCUCUCAUGUUCAAAUAGAAAAAAGGAAACGUUUCAGAUGGACAGCAAUGUGAGCGAAAUAAGGAUCCUCGACUCUGAAAAUGAUUCAAUCUUCUUUUCAAGUCUCAUUGUCAGACAGGAAACUCAGUAAUUCUGAUUUUAGGUUGCUGAAGCCCUUUUCUAUUAUUUUUCAGUAUGAAGUCCGUUUUCUUCCAACGGACCUACCGUAUCUUCACCAAAGACAUCGCUGACGGUGACCAUUUGUCAGGUGAUCUUCGAUUCAAAGUUUGCACGGAAGGCAGCUGCGAUGCCGUUGAGAAGCAUGUCUCACAUUUAGGGGUAAUUACUAUUUAGACUAUGUAGGCAUUAUUUUGCAAAAGAAAUUUGAAAACAGCUAUAAUAAGUUGUUACAAAAGGUCGCGAACAUUGAACACUUUGCAGAUUUCGACGGAAGAAACGAUAUUGGUCAACAGGACAGGAGUUAAUGAAAUUUUUAUCAUUCUAUUCGUCAGUCUUUGCAUACUUCUCACACUUCUCACUUUUGCUAUAGUGAUCUUCUGGAAGAAGUUGCCCAAGUGGGCACGAGAAAGGGUACGCUCUAUUUCAUAAUUCGACUUAUGACUCGCAGACUAUCACCUGUCCUGCCUAGUUUCUGAUUCAUGAUCAAACAUCACAUUUUGUAGCUUAUCGGCGUCCGAAAACGAAUUUCCCUGGCACAAGGUAUGACUUCUCGACGUGCAAGCCACGAAACGGAAGAAACACUGCUGAGAUUAGGUAAGCGAAGCAGUGAACAAAAAUGGAAAGAUUAUGACUGUUAGGGAGAUUUCCAGAAGAAAGGUCUUCUCUGGCAUCUGACUAUUCGAAUCAACUUAUUCCAUUCAUCGAGAUCGGCGAUAUCAAGACUCACGAGAAAAUUGGAAAGGUGAGCACAUCCGAGUCAACCACUGAUCACAUUGUGUUUGUUUUCUAAUUCAGGGCAUGUUUGGACAAGUCUACUGCGGAUCGUGGGAGAAGACGGGACCGCGGUCUGUGGCCGUGAAAGUUAUCGAACAAGCGGACCGAAUGAUUGAGAAAGAGGUACUUUUUGUGCAUGUGUGUAAGCACUCUUCGUGCGCCUUCGGGACGACCUACUCAUCUUGCUCUAAGUGAAAAACAGUUGAGAAUAUACUUGUUGACGAGAAACGGCAUCACACAUCUCAUUUAUCUUUUCAUUCAUUCAACAACUUAUUGCCUUUUUUCUAGGCGAGGGAAACUUUAACUCAAUUCUGAAAAAAAUGAGAGGGAACAUAAACGCCAAGCAGUCAAACUCGAAGAAGUUCAUUGAGACUAACAUAAAUCACUUUUUAGGCAGCGACCAUAAACCGACUGGACCAUCCGAACAUUGUGAAGUUGUACGGUGUAACGCGCGACCACAGCAAUCUCCUGCUUGUUUUCGAGUUGAUGAAUCUCGGUAAGCACAGAAACCGUAUCCUUUGGGGACGCUCCUCUUUCCAGAUCUCUAGUUGUACAACUAGCAAUCUUGUUGAUUAGUGAGUAGCUCCUUGAGGAAUUUCUAGUCGUUUGCACAUUGAUAACACCUCCUUCUUACACCAUAACACAUUCGAUCAGCGGAACAGAAAUGUUGGCAUAACAAAAAUUUUAUCUUUUCGAAAACACAAAAUGUGUGCUGGAAAUAGUAGGGAGGGGGGGAUUAGCAGUGGGUACAAUGUUCCGUCCGGUACAAAUCCGAUUAUAUUAUUCAAGCAGAAAAGCAAAAAAAUAUAAUCAAAUGGAGUGUCGUCGUCAAAUAUUAUCAUAGUGGAUAAACCGGGAUCAUAUGUACUUGUGUAACCAUGUACUUGUAAUCCAAAUCCAAAUCCAAAUCCGAAUCCGAAUACGACUCCGUACAAUGUUUUGUUGGGUUUUUCAGGCGAGCUCAGGACCUACGUGCGUAUGCGAUCUCCGGAAAUUGAACAAAUCGGAAGACGGCCGCCUGCGUUGACUGUGGAAGAAUUGAAAAGGAUCGCCUACGAAAUCAUCACCGCCGCCGUUUACCUCAAAUCUCAACAGAUUGUGCAUCGCGACAUAGCCGCCAGAAACUGUCUGGUGUCCGGAGAGUCGGAUAUGGGAUGCAAGACCCCGGCAGACAGACCACCCAUCCGAGUGAAGGUUAGUGAAACCGAAAGAAGUGUUCCGACGGCAAUUUUAUGCAUCUUAGAUUUCCGACUUUGGAAUGUCGCGCCGUUUGUACAGCUCUGCGGACUACUACACUAUGGAGCACAAAGGAAUGCUCCCAAUUCGUUGGCUCCCGCCAGAGGCCUGUAAAAUCCACAAGUUCACUUAUAUGAGCGAUGUUUGGUAAGAUUGCUGAGUUUUGCUGCAUUGAAAAUUUUUCUUGUUUCCAGGGCGUUGGGUGUCACUAUCUGGGAAUGUUUCUCGUACGGUGGAUUGCCGUUUGGUGAACUGACUAACACUGAAGUCUCCUCGUUUGCUCUUAAAAGGGAAAAUAGUAAGUUCAUCUAUUAAAAAAACUUUAAGCAUUUGAAAAUAUUUCAGUGGAACUCAUCCCGGAACAGCCGCCACAUUGUCCGGACCAUGUGUACGCGUUCAUGAAAAAAUGCUGGAUAAUCGAUCCGCAAAUGCGAGCAACUGCUGAGGAGUUGCUCGCCGACGAGAUGUUUGAUUUCAUCCGCACAGAACAAUCGUCGGGCGCGAAGCGGUACCCAUCUACACCAAAUGUUCCACUUCCCUCCGUGGACUCGGACCGCAUCGAAGAGACCAGUUUCGUCGUGGCUUCGUCAUCUAUGGACUACAUAAUGCCGGGAGAAACAAUCCGAGGAGCCCGCUUUGUGCCGACCUUCAAUAAUCGACCGAGACAGCCGGUUAUUAUUGAAGAGAGCUCUCCGAUUAGCGCCAAAAGAGAAUUUUCCGUUGUCGACGAAAACGUACCCGCUGUCAUAUCCACGGAAGAUAUUCCCAUACUUGCAAACGCAUAA
Molecule: messenger RNA, 4964 nt
Organism: Caenorhabditis sp. 36 PRJEB53466
Lineage: Eukaryota; Metazoa; Nematoda; Chromadorea; Rhabditida; Rhabditidae
Source: the annotation of a GenBank genome assembly